AAAUGAGUUUCGUCUAUAAAUAGAGAAAACGCAGCGAAGUUCCCCUCGCUGCAGUUCUUGGCUGUUUCUCUUUCUCUCUCUUUCUCUCUCUCUCAAAAACACUCUCCGCGUGCAAACAGAGUCUCCUGCAUUGUAUUGGAACCUUGAGAGAAGGAAGAAGAUGUCAGACGCGUUCUGCAGCGACUGCAAGAAGCAGACGGAGGUUGUGUUCGACCACUCCGCCGGCGACACCGUCUGCUCCGAGUGCGGCCUCGUCCUCGAGUCCCACUCCAUCGACGAGACCUCCGAGUGGCGUACCUUCGCCAACGAGUCGGGCGAUAACGACCCCAACCGUGUCGGCGGUCCCUCUAACCCUCUUCUCACCGACGGCGGCCUGUCUACCGUCAUCGCCAAGCCCAACGGCUCCGGCGGCGAGUUCCUCUCCUCCUCCCUCGGCCGCUGGCAGAACCGCGGUUCCAACCCCGAUCGCGCCCUCAUCCUGGCUUUCAAGACCAUCGCCACCAUGUCCGACAGGUUGGGACUGGUUGCGACCAUCAAGGAUCGGGCUAAUGAGAUAUAUAAGAGGGUUGAAGAUCAAAAGUCUAGUAGAGGAAGAAAUCAGGAUGCUUUAUUGGCUGCUUGUCUCUACAUUGCUUGCCGACAAGAAGACAAACCUCGUACUGUUAAGGAAAUUUGCUCUGUUGCCAAUGGGGCCACAAAGAAGGAAAUUGGCCGAGCAAAAGAGUACAUAGUAAAACAGCUGGGUUUGGAGAAUGGUCAGUCUGUGGAGAUGGGUACAAUACAUGCAGGGGACUUUAUGAGGCGAUUCUGUUCUAAUCUUGGUAUGAAUAAUCAAGCUGUUAAAGCUGCUCAGGAAGCUGUGCAGAAAUCAGAAGAAUUUGAUAUAAGGAGGAGUCCCAUAUCAAUUGCUGCAGCAGUUAUAUAUAUCAUAACUCAGCUUUCUGAUGAUAAGAAGCCUCUUAAAGAUAUAUCAAUUGCCACAGGCGUUGCUGAAGGAACGAUUAGGAACUCCUACAAGGAUCUUUACCCCCAUGUUUCAAAAAUAAUACCAAAUUGGUAUGCGAAGGAGGAGGAUUUAAGGAGCCUUUGCAGCCCUUGAAUUGUAGAGCAAAACAUUACCAUCAAUAUUUUAACAAGUUAAAAGUUAUGUCAUUAGAGAGCAUUUUGUUUCCUAUGUAACUGAACUGUUUAUUAAAAAAUCGAAGUGCCUUUUUUUUA
Vigna angularis (adzuki bean) is the source of this 1218-nucleotide messenger RNA. Its product is annotated as transcription initiation factor IIB. NCBI's taxonomy places the organism in Eukaryota, Viridiplantae, Streptophyta, Magnoliopsida, Fabales, Fabaceae. Gene Ontology annotation, cellular component: transcription preinitiation complex; nucleus. Gene Ontology annotation, molecular function: TBP-class protein binding. The transcript is spliced from 7 exons. Gene Ontology annotation, biological process: DNA-templated transcription initiation; transcription preinitiation complex assembly. Bases 161 to 1099 code for a protein of 312 amino acids. The record is from RefSeq and is a predicted model, not a curated record.